UCUCACCACAUCGGCACGCCCCCCCGCUCCUUCAAAAACCCCUGGCCCUCUUACAGACCCGCCAGCAUCGGCGGCAUGCUCAAAGCCCGCUGGGGCGCCAACCGCAACUUCGUCCCCGUGCCCGCCGACGCGUCGCAGCUCGUGGCCGUCCGGCCGCCCGACUUCGGCGCGCAGCUGCCCCACAGCUUGAAAGCGACCUGGAUCGGGCACGCCUCCUUCGUCGUCGAAGCGCCCGCCCCGCGCGGCGGCGGCGGCGGCGCUGGCGCUACGCGGGGGGUGCGCCUCCUGCUCGACCCGGUCUGGAGCCGCGCGGUCGGGCCGUACGGGCAGUUUGGGCCGGUGCGCUUCGUGGGCUUGCCGUGCGCGGUUGAGGACGUGGGCGAGGUGGAUGCGGUGCUGGUUAGCCAUGAUCAUUAUGACCAUUUGGAUGCGCAGACGCUGCGGAGGGUGAGGGAGAGGGGCGGGGGGCGGGUCAGGUUUUUGGUGGCGUUGGGGGUGAAGCAGACGCUGGUGGGGCUGGGGGUGGGGAUCAGGGCGGAGGAGGUGGUGGAGUUGGAUUGGUGGGGGGGUGUGAGGGUCGAGGUGGAGGGGGUGGGCGGGGUCGAGGUGGUGUGUACGCCUGCGCAGCAUGGGAGCGGGAGGACGCCGUGGGGGUUUUUUGGGACGUUGUGGUGUAGUUGGGUGAUUCAGGAGGUUCUGUCGGGAGGGGCUGCUAGUGUGUCUGAGGAGGAUGGGGCGGAGAAGCAGAGGAUAGGAAAAAAGUUGUACUUCACAGGGGACACCGGCUACUGCUGCGUCCACUCCGACGCCGAGCUCUCCUCCGCCCACUCCCCCGUCCCUCCCUGCCCGGCUUUUGCAGAAAUCGGCCAGCUAUACGGCCCUUUCGAUCUCGCGCUCCUCCCAAUCGGCUGCUACCUCCCCCGCACGUUCAUGUCCUCGCAGCACUCGUCUCCUGACGACUCCAUCUCGAUACACAAGGAUGUGAGGAGUGAGAAGAGCAUCGGCAUGCAUUAUGGCACUUUCAGGGGGAAUCUGAGCGCGCAUCACGAGCCGGUCACCGAGCCGCCGGUGCGGUGGAGGAAGGCAUGCGAGGAGGCGGGGUUAGAAUGGGGGGCGGAGAUUGGGCUGUGUGAUAUUGGGGAGACGGUGGCUGUAUGAGUCUAAUUUGACAGCGUAUCUUCGCAUUUUGGCCUAUACAAGCUUGUACUUGGGUGGCUUCGAUAUGCCGCAUAAACUGACAGCUGAUCUUAACGCCACAGACCCCACAUAGCUGCCUUAAGGCUCUCAACCCCAUGAUCUUAUCUAUGAACUCCAG
Molecule: messenger RNA, 1315 nt
Organism: Mytilinidion resinicola
Lineage: Eukaryota; Fungi; Ascomycota; Dothideomycetes; Mytilinidiales; Mytilinidiaceae
Product: Metallo-hydrolase/oxidoreductase
Exons: 2
Coding region: 76-1158 (360 amino acids)
Biological process (GO): N-acylethanolamine metabolic process; N-acylphosphatidylethanolamine metabolic process
Cellular component (GO): membrane-bounded organelle; cytoplasm
Molecular function (GO): N-acylphosphatidylethanolamine-specific phospholipase D activity; zinc ion binding
Source: RefSeq, a predicted model, not a curated record